AUGUUUACGAGCACGGGAAAGACGGCGCCGCCCCAGGCUUUCAUGUCGAGUUAUGCGCCGCGACUACGAAGCCACGGAAACUCGCUCAUAUCGCCAAUUGUUCCGCCCUCGAAUACGCUCCCUGCGCCGCGCGUGACCAAACGAGGAACUGCCGUCGCUAGCUAUGCCGAAGACGCCUACGAUGAUGACGAUUUUGAGGACAGCGAUCGGCCGCGACGGGCCACUGGUCUGCGCAGUGUGCAGAAGAUGGACGUAGCCAGCGCAGACCAUACGGCGCAAAUAGCAGCUUUGGGGCAGGAGCUCACUGCGCCUGUGGACCUUCAAGGCAUAUGGCGAGACUGGAUGGGCAGGCCGAAGCGCACACUAACAGAAAGACAAGUGCAGACACAAUCAGUCCUGCCCGUCACGUUAAUACCGAUUCGAAUAGACAUGGACAUCCAGGCCUUCCGUCCUGACGCACCGUUGCCAACACCGUCCAACGCGCGAGAGUUCGGUAUCAACGAAAACCUGCCCGCGUACAAGCAGCCCGAUGUUACUCCCGCGUACAGGUUGAAGGACUCGUUCCUCUGGAACCUGCACGAGGCUUUGACAACACCCGACCAGUUCGCAAAGCAGUUUGUCGACGAACUGGACCUGCCAAACGACCGAAAGCCCCUCAUCAUCUCCCAAAUCGCAAACCAGAUCCGUCAGCAGCUCGAGGAGUACGCCGGUGUCGCGCUGCAUCCGCUCUUCCAUUCCGCAAACGCGCCUGCUGUCCAAGGAACAAAUGCAAAGGCCGCUCUCCCUGCGACAUCUCGAGACGGCACAUCCACGCCUCAAGUACCAGCCACGAACGGCGCGUCGACCCCUCUAACCAAUGGCGUAUCGCGUACGAACGGCGCGCAGACACCAGCUAGCAUUCCAAAUGGCAUCAGUGCAACUGCGACUGCACUGCCAUCGGAAGAGCUUCAUAACCCCGAUGACACCUACCGGUGCAUUGUCACCCUCAACAUCAACCUCAUGAACCGACUAUACACAGACAAAUUUGAAUGGUCGCUGCUUCACCCACCCGGCUUCGCAGAAAUGUUCGCCAAAACAACAUGCGCAGAUCUUGGACUCUCGGGAGAAUGGGUAAACGCCAUGACACACAGCAUCUACGAAGCCGUCCUGCGCUUGAAAAAGGAAGCCUGUGAGAACGGCGGAUUAGUAGGUGACGGCGAGAUCGACAACGACGCAGUCGAGCCCACAAUUGGCGCGGGCUGGAGAUACGACCAGGAGCAUCUCUGCGACGAAUGGGAACCCAAAGUUGAAAUCCUCUCACCGGAAGAGAUUGAGAAGCGCGAAGGCGACCGUGAGAGGCAGAUUCGGCGGUUACGCAGAGAGACGGCAAGGUUCUCGAGCACGACGAAUAUGACUGGCACCCCCGCUAACGAGUUCUUUAACAAUAUCGAGGGACAAGAGAAUAUGGGUCGUGGCGAGCGCAGUAAGAAGAAGAGGCGGUUCAGGAGUUUGAGUCCCGUUGGCAGGGGCACGCCGGGUGCUGGGGGAGGCUCUGGGUACGGCGGGCAGGAUGGAGGUCUGCAAGAAGGUGAGCGACAAACGUGGCGCUGCGCACACUGCUGGGUCUGGGGAACCGCUGUCUGGGCUGUCCGCGACGGACCUAAAGGCCCACGUACUCUCUGCAAUAACUGCGGCUACCUCUAUGAACGCGAUAAGAAACUUCCACCAUGGAGCGAGAAUCUGUUCUAUCACGAGAGGCCACAGCACGAGAUUCAACAGUAUCGGCCGCAGCGGUGA
This is a messenger RNA of Alternaria burnsii, 1776 nucleotides long. Its product is annotated as snf5-domain-containing protein. NCBI's taxonomy places the organism in Eukaryota, Fungi, Ascomycota, Dothideomycetes, Pleosporales, Pleosporaceae. Gene Ontology annotation, cellular component: nuclear chromosome; RSC-type complex; nucleus. The transcript is spliced from 3 exons. The record is from RefSeq and is a predicted model, not a curated record. Bases 1 to 1776 code for a protein of 591 amino acids. Gene Ontology annotation, biological process: chromatin remodeling; regulation of transcription by RNA polymerase II. Gene Ontology annotation, molecular function: zinc ion binding; transcription coregulator activity.